Molecule: messenger RNA, 1092 nt
Organism: Mucor mucedo
Lineage: Eukaryota; Fungi; Mucoromycota; Mucoromycetes; Mucorales; Mucoraceae
Product: Rhodanese-like domain-containing protein
Exons: 3
Coding region: 1-1092 (363 amino acids)
Source: RefSeq, a predicted model, not a curated record
AUGAACGUUCAACCUUUCUCAACUAGCAAACCUGUUGAACGAGGCAUUCAACAGCUCUCGAAAAUCGAAAACUAUGACUCGAGUACAUACAAGACACUUGCAUUUUACAAGUUUCACAAGUUUACGAAACCUGAAUUAGAAGCCUUUCGUACCCAAUUAUUGACCGAUCUUGGUGAAUUUGGCAUUGUGGGCCGAAUUUAUAUUUCGACCGAAGGUGUCAAUGCACAAAUUGCCUGUCCCGAGGAAUGUUUAGAAAAACUCGAAGAAUAUCGCAAGAAUGUGUUGAAUCCCAUGUUUGACAACAACUUGAUGGAAUUAAAUAUCGGUACUGAGCAUGGUAAGCGUUCUUUCCGUGCCUUGCAUGUUCGUAUUCGUAAACAGCUUAUUGUGGAUGGAUUGGAUUCUAGCACCUAUGAUUUAGAUAAUGAACCAUCCCACUUAUCACCUGCAGAAUGGCAUGAAAGAUUAAGCACAUAUGAGACACAGCACGGGGAGAAACCUAUUUUGAUCGACAUGCGUAAUCAUUACGAGAGCAAGAUUGGAUAUUUCGAUGGUGCGAUCUGUCCUGAUGCCGAUACUUACAAGGACAGUAUUGACGCUAUGAACGAAAUUUGUGAAAAUUUACCUCGCGAUCAAGAAAUCUUCAUGUAUUGUACUGGCGGUAUUCGUUGUACCAAAGCAGGCGCUAUUCUUCAGUCGGCCUCCAAGUUUAAUACAGUGCAUUUGGUAGAAGGAGGCAUCACUUCUUAUGGAAGAUGGGUUUCAGAACAAGAAGAUAAAGAAUCUUUGUUUCGCGGAAAGAAUUUUACCUUUGAUGCUCGUAUGGGAGAAAAGAUUACAGAUGAGGUCAUUGAACAUUUUGAACCCUCUGGCGCUGUCAUGGUAGAUGGCGUACGUGUCUUUAUGAAGCAAGGUGAAAAGGAUAUGGAUGCCAGUUCCAAACGUGUCGUGAUUGGUAAAAAAGGUGUUCGCUGUGACCAUGAACACACACGUCGUACACGUGCAAUUGAAAUCUUGGGACAACCUGGUGAGAUCCUGAAAGAAUGGGCCAAGGCGGGUAGAGAUCUCCCACCUAAGCCUGUUCAAUUGUAA